This is a messenger RNA of Dendrobium catenatum, 3831 nucleotides long. RefSeq names its product ABC transporter B family member 11-like. Gene Ontology annotation, cellular component: membrane. Lineage: Eukaryota; Viridiplantae; Streptophyta; Magnoliopsida; Asparagales; Orchidaceae. The record is from RefSeq and is a predicted model, not a curated record. The coding region runs from base 102 to 3788 and encodes 1228 amino acids. Gene Ontology annotation, biological process: transmembrane transport. Gene Ontology annotation, molecular function: ATP binding; ATP hydrolysis activity; ABC-type transporter activity. The transcript is spliced from 12 exons.
GUGGCUGGAAAAGCAAAGAAAAAGGUGGAAAUGAAAAGAGAAAGCAGCACGUGCCCUUCUUCAAGCUUUUCUCCUAUGCAGAUUCAACAGAUAUUAUUUUGAUGAUUGUGGGAACAGCUGGAGCAGUGGCAACUGGGGCCACUAUGCCUCUUGCUGCGGUGAUAAUGGGAAACAUGACUCAUGCUUUUGGAGCAGAUACAGAUAUCAGUCAUGUGAUUCAUGAUGUUUCCGAGGUUUGUCUUCAGUAUGUCUACUUGGCAAUUUGGGCAGUGGUUGCAUCAUUUCUUCAGUUGGCUUGCUGGAUGAUCACUGGAGAAAGACAGGCAACAAGAAUAAGGAAGUUAUACUUAAAUGCUUUAUUAAACCAAGAGAUUGCAUUCUUUGACAAUCAAAUAAGUACAGGAGAAGUUGUAGAGAGGAUGUCAGGGGACACCAUCCUUAUCCAGGAUGCCAUGGGUGAAAAGGUUGGUAAAUACAUUCAGCUGACGUCAAAGUUCUUCAUUGGUUUCACAGUUGCAUUUAUUAAAGGUUGGCUUCUCACCUUAGUCAUGAUUUCCACUAUCCCUCCUAUUUUGUUAUGCAAUGCUUUCAUGUCAAAAAUUACAAUCAAGAUUGCUUCAAGUGGACAAAAGGCCAAUACAGAAGCAUCUAUAAUUAUACAACAAACAGUCAGCUCAAUUAGAACUGUAGCUUCAUUUACUGGGGAGAAUGUAUCAGUGAAUAAGUUUGAAAAGGCACUAGAGAAUGCCUAUAGAUCAACCAUUUACGAGGGCAUUGUUGUUGGAUUGAGCAAUGGUAUGGCAUUGAUUUUGUCAUAUAGUGCACUUGCUUUAGGCUUUUGGUAUGGAGCAAAAUUGAUACUGGAUAAAAGCUACACUGGUGGAGAAAUCAUUAGUGUUAUAUUUGCCGUCAUAUUUGCUUCAAACUCUAUUGAAGAGGCAACUCGAUGCAUGACAUCAUUUGCUGAGGGCCAAGUUGCUGCACAUAGGAUUUUUCAGAUCAUCAAUAGAAAACCAAAGAUUAAUGCUUCAGACAUAGCAGGAACAAAAUUGGAUGUUAUACAUGGGGACAUAGAAUUUAAAGACGUUUACUUCAGUUAUCCAUCCAGACCCAAAGACAACAUUUUAACAGGAUUGUCAAUUUUCAUUCAUGGCGGCACAACUGUAGCAUUGAUCGGAGAGAGUGGAAGUGGAAAAUCAACGAUAAUCAGCUUGAUUGAAAGGUUUUAUGACCCACAAGAUGGUGAGGUUCUCAUUGAUGGUAUCAAUAUAAAAAAAUUUCACCUUAGAUGGCUCAGGCAAAAAAUUGGGCUAGUUAGCCAGGAGCCUAUUCUCUUUGCAUCGUCAAUUAGAGAUAAUAUUUCAUAUGGAAAGAAUGAUGCAACUAUUGAAGAGAUCAAAGUUGCCACUCAGUUAGCUAAUGCUUCAAGGUUCAUCAAUAUGUUGCCUCAGGGACUAGAUACUAUGGUUGGUGAGCAUGGUACUCAAUUAUCAGGAGGACAAAAGCAAAGGAUAGCCAUUGCAAGAGCUAUUUUGAAGGACCCAAGAAUAUUGCUAUUAGAUGAAGCCACUAGUGCGCUUGAUGUGGAAUCAGAACAAGUAGUACAAGAGGCACUUGAUAGAGUCAUGACAAAUCGCACUACUGUUAUAAUAGCUCAUCGCCUAACCACUGUGAGAAAUUCAGAUUCUAUAAUAGUUAUGAACCAAGGUUCAAUUCUUGAAAAGGGUUCUCACUCUGAGUUAAUAAAGGACCAAAAUAGUGCUUACAGCCAGCUCACUCAAACACAACUAAUUGAGGAAUCAAUAGAUAAGGAUGGAGUUCAUUAUCAAGCUAUUGGAGACAAUAACAAAACUGCUGGAGAAAUAGGUGUCUACCAACAUCAACCAUUAAAAAGCCCCCUUAGUAUAAAAUCGUCUUUUGAGCCUUCCAGCCACAGUUUAAUUUACGUUGGGCCUACUUUGCCUGAAAGAGAUGAUUUGCAAGAAAGAGCACCAGGGAAAUCAAAAGCUGAUUUCCACUUGAAACAAUCAAAAAAAGUACCUCUCCGUCGCCUCGCCUAUCUUAACAAGGAAGAGAUCCCAAUUUUGCUUGCUGGAUCAAUGGCUGCUAUUAUCAAUGGGCUCAAGAGUCCCAUGAGAGCAUUAAUGACAUCUACUUUCAUCACAAUUUUUUAUUCGUCGCCAGAUAAGAUUAAGAGAGAUUCAAUAAUAUGGUCAGCUACAUACUUGGCAUUUGGUGUGGCUAAUCUAGUGGCAAUUCCAAUAAGAUCAUACUUAUUUGCAGUUGCUGGGGCCAGUUUGAUUAGAAGAGUUAGAUUGAUGGCAUUCAAAAAAGUUGUCAAUAUGGAAAUAGCAUGGUUUGAUGAUACUGAGAACUCCAGUGGAGCAAUUGGUUCAAAGCUUUCCUCAGAUGCGGCUACCUUAAAAAGUAUUGUUGGCGAUUCACUGGCUCUACUUGUUCAAAAUACAACCACCUUAAUUGGUGGCUUGACACUUGCUUUGCUUGCUAGCUGGCAGCUUUCGCUCAUUGUCUUGGCGUUGCUACCCUUUAUAAGCCUCAAAGGAUGCAUUAGAAUGAAUUCUAGGAAAGGAUUCAGUGCUGAUGCAAAGAUGAUGUAUGAAGAAGCAAACCAGGUGGCUAAUGAUGCUCUGAGAAACAUAAGGACAGUUGCUUCAUUCUCGGCUGAAGAAAAGAUAAUGGAGCUAUACAAUAAGAGGUGUAAAGCACCUAUUAGUGCUGGAAUUAAACAUGGAUCUACUAGUGGACUAACUUUUGCAGUUUCCUUCCCUUUAACAUUUUGUAUCAAUGCUGCCAUCUUUUAUGCUGGGGCUCGCCUUAUCAAUAAUGGAAGCAUAACAUUUGGACAAGUUUAUCAGGUUUUUUAUGCCGUUCUCAUGACAACUAAUGAAGUUUCUAUAUCAAGAUCCUAUCAACCUGACCUCAAUAAAGCUAAAUAUGUUGCAGCUUCUAUUUUUACAGCUCUUGAUCGUAAAUCUAAAAUAGAUCCAAGCAACGAUUCUGGAUUGACCUUAGAAAUGAUCAAGGGUAACAUUGAGUUCCAACAUGUUAGUUUCAAAUACCCCACAAGGCCAGAUGUCGAAGUUUUUCGUGACAUAUGCUUGUCUAUUCAAUCUGGAAAGGUUAUUGCAUUUGUCGGGGAGAGUGGAAGUGGAAAAUCUACUGCUAUAGCAUUGCUACAGAGGUUUUAUGACCCUACUUCAGGCCAUAUAUUGCUAGACGAAACAGAUAUACAGAAGUUUCAGUUACGAUGGUUAAGACAACAGAUGGGAUUGGUGAGCCAAGAACCAAUUUUGUUUGAUGAUACUAUUCAUGCCAACAUUGCAUAUGGAAAGGAAGGGAGGGCAAAUGAGACAGAGAUUAUAGCUGCAGCAGAGUUAGCAAAUGCCCACAAAUUCAUAUCAAGUUUGAAUCAGGGAUAUCAAACUGUGGUGGGAGAGCGAGGGAUUCAACUAUCUGGUGGACAGAAACAAAGAGUAGCAAUUGCACGUGCUAUAGUAAAACAACCAAAGAUUUUGCUCCUAGAUGAAGCAACUAGUGCACUGGACAUGGAAUCCGAACGAAUUGUUCAAGAUGCAUUAAAUCACGUGAUGGUGAAUCGAACGACAUUGGUCAUUGCUCAUCGACUAGCCACAAUAAAUAAUGCAGAUCAUAUUGCGGUAAUUAAAGAUGGAGUGAUAGUAGAACAAGGAAAACAUGAAACCCUUGUCAACAUUAAUAAUGGUGUAUAUGCCUCCAUGAUAGCACUUAAUUCAACUAUCUCCUCAUAGUUUCAUUCCUAUUAUGAAUUGCUAUUGCCAAUUUGAAAGUGGU